AUGGACCCUAAGCGAUGUCCUACCAUCGUUGCGGUAGUAUUCUUACUGUCCUUUUCUGCAACCGCCAGAGACCUCCGCCAAGCUCAACCGCAAAACAACCAUACUGAGAUUCCCCGAAGAUCCUUAGUAGGUUGCAAAAACACGGCCGCUGAGCUAUACCCUCUCGUUGGACACUCCAGGUCCAACAGCUCCCAGAACAACUGGAUGGAUGGCGCAGAGCCUCCUAUUUGCAUGGAAGAGAAGGCAGAAGAAGCAUGCAAAGCCUUUUCCACUCGCUGGUUUGAUUCCGUGCUGGAUACGAAAAAAUUGUCCUCCGAAAUUAAAGCCAACCUGUCUUUGGGUGAUACCGACCUGGUCCUAGAUCGAUCGAAAUUUUGCACCGCUUCCUUUACAGACAUCCACAAUUCUUGUGAGAGCAGCUGUUCAGAACUCGAGGAAAAUAACGACCUUCUUCAAUGGGUCAAUCGGACAUGCACUAGAUAUUGUGGGUUUGGCAUGCCAGUGGACUGGAAGAACAGCCUGGCUAUUACCAAGAUUAAGGACGAUAAGAACGAUUCAACGGUUCAAAGCUUCUUCUGGCCAACUUGCCUGGAUGCAAGUCCAUGGAUGUCAUUUCUCAACUCAGCAGUGACUAAUUGCACACGAAAUUGGAUACCAGGCUGCCCGGGCAGUGCGUUCGGAUGCUAUACUUCUUUUGGAAUCGACAUGGAAUGCUUAUGCCGGCCUCCAGGCAUGAAUCAGAAUCUCUUUGACCCACGGCAGCUUGUCCUUCGAGACAACAGCAUUGGCCCAUGGGAGAGAUCGGCGCUGGGGGACUGGGUACAGGCAACCUGUGAGCACUACGGUGGAAGUGACAUCUUGUCUACUGAAUGGAAAGAGCAACUUGGCAUCCAAUACUUCAAUGUCACACCAUUCAGAUGGGAGCUGCGACCGGGCACUCAGAAAACCGAUCUAUGCAGUGGAAGUUACUAUACCGUUCCGAAGCCAGGCUAUCAAUGCCCGUCCGCAUCCAAGAAGUUGGGGGCUUUCGCAAUCAACAACGUCAUAGUUGCACUACUAGUUCCCCUUUUUGGGCGACGUACAGUGCUCAAGAAAAUUACCUGCAGUUUCUUCGGCAACCCUCAUUCGCGUGGGUUUCUUUUCACUGCACCCAUAAUGAUCAUCCUCAACAUUGCUAGUAACUUGAUCAACGCUGUUCUUGUUCGCAGAGUUCCAGGGUACUCUGACACGAAUACCAGGGAACUGUUCCUAUUGUGGUGUUCGCGGCCCCGGUUUGCCUGGUCCAUAAUUCUCGCUCUUCCAUUUCAAGCAGAAAAGCAGAUGUACUUUAGCUGCGUUGCCUCUACACUCGCAACCGAAUUCGGACUACAAGUCCUGGGAGCUUAUACCAUGGGACGUGUUGUUGACUAUGGACGCAAAACACACAAGGUUUACACAAACACGAAGGCUUUUCAGGGAUUCCCCUUUCGGGACGCCGCUUUACUCAUGUAUCGAGGUCCUUUAGUCUGGCUUAUUUUCGCUGUGGUGGGCUUUCUACCUCUCCUUUGGUCUGUUGCUGGUAUUAACGAUCGAAUUUCCACCAUCAGUCAACUUCGCCCCAAACGAAAGGCUCGGUCAGGAAAGAAGUCUUGCACAAAGGCGGUAUCAGCUGUGAAACUCAAAAUGACGGACACCGAUUUGAGCACGAACUUUCCACAACUACACUGCACGUCGGUUCAGACCAUCGCCAACCAGUGGUCUUCCCUUGCCAAAGAAUGGGAGCAGCUACAUGGCUACUUGAAUAGGCACUCUUUGGCCCUGCGCGCGGCGAGUAGACAAAAUGACAGAAUGCGACGACGGCAACAUGAAUCGAGCGAAAUGUAUAUCCGAGCGGUGGUUGCGGAGAAUGCAGAAUCAACCUUAACUGAGAGUGCUAAUUCUAUACCUACAGCUCGCGAACGGAAAGCACAAGAGAAUGCUGCUGCGGUUAAAAUUUGCGCUAGCUCUAUUUGCCUACAGCUCAAUCAAAUAGAGAGACGGUGGGAAAAUGCGUCUCGGGAGUUGGGAGAGUGGACGAAACAGCUGGCAUUUUUGGACUGCGAAAUCGAAUUCUUGAUAGAGCAAGCUCAGGCACACGCCCAAUCAUCAUCACUUAUGCAGCAACUUCCUCGAGAUUUUCCUCGGUAUCAGAAAGAAGCGAUGGGGAGGGCGCCUUUGAUAAGAUCACUCGGCAAUGACGAAGCGUGGCGGAUUCAGCAGCUUCAGGAAGACAGACCUUCAGACUACGCUGCAAUUGUGCAAGAUAUCUCUCAUCUAGUUGGAGACUGUGGACAGGAGAAUACAAGUGGAGGAAUAGCUUCACGGUGGAGACGGAGAUUUUGCACCAAGAGAUAA
Messenger RNA from Lindgomyces ingoldianus, 2373 nucleotides. RefSeq lists its product as uncharacterized. The record is from RefSeq and is a predicted model, not a curated record. NCBI's taxonomy places the organism in Eukaryota, Fungi, Ascomycota, Dothideomycetes, Pleosporales, Lindgomycetaceae. The coding region runs from base 1 to 2373 and encodes 790 amino acids. The transcript is spliced from 2 exons.